AAUUCUCCCUCCAGGAAGCUCUUCCAACCCUCCCACCACCCUGGCCCAAGAAAAAACUCCUCCUGAAUUCUUGCCUGCCUAUCUUGUUCAAACCUUCUCUGCACAAACCUCAAUCUGUUAAGAUCUUUCCAAGAUGGUCUUGUGACAAUCUUUAGAAUCACAAUGAAUUUAUAGCUCUCUGCGCGUGUCAUGAGCUCAAUCACCACUUUCUCUCUAAAUCUCCUGUCUCAUUCAGUCUCGGUUGUGCUGCUAUAUUGGUUCUAUGUGUUUUCCUGAACCUGAUCUCUCCUAAACAAGUUGCCUUCCAUGUAAAUUUGUGUCUCACCACAAUCACCAAUUUGUCUUGGCUUUUCACUCGCUACUGGAUUGAUUCAUUUGACCAAAGAGCCCCACAAAGUAGCGAACCUGAAGGAUGAUGUCCCUAGCACAAGGUAGCUCAGGGUCCGAAGCAGAUGCCAGGUACCUGGGGACGGACGAGAAGAAGAGGCGGCGGAUGCAAUCGAACCGGGAGUCGGCGAGGCGGUCGAGGAUGAGGAAGCAGAAGCACCUCGAGGACCUGACGAGGGAGAUCGGCGAGCUGGAGAGAGAGAACCGUGAGAUCGUCAAGGCGUACAAUGCCAAGGCGAAGGCGCACCUCGGCCUCCAAUCGGAGAAUGACGCCCUGCUUGACGAGAAGGCGGCGCUGAUGGAUCACCUGAACGGUAUGGAAUCGAUCAUUGGCAAUUUCAACAAGAACGGGCCGUGCCAAAGGUUCGGUUCCGGAGUCCAAGAGCCGUGGCUGGUCCACAGCCCGUCGCAACAGAUCAUGGCAUCUGCUAGCAUGUCUAGGAUUUAGGUGACGUCUAAGUGGUGUCUGUAACUGCUGCCCGUCCCAGUACAACUCAUUGUUAGGCCCA
This is a messenger RNA of Syzygium oleosum, 896 nucleotides long. Its product is annotated as bZIP transcription factor 53-like. Gene Ontology annotation, biological process: positive regulation of DNA-templated transcription. Lineage: Eukaryota; Viridiplantae; Streptophyta; Magnoliopsida; Myrtales; Myrtaceae. Gene Ontology annotation, molecular function: DNA-binding transcription factor activity; transcription cis-regulatory region binding. The coding region runs from base 413 to 835 and encodes 140 amino acids. The transcript has a single exon. The record is from RefSeq and is a predicted model, not a curated record. Gene Ontology annotation, cellular component: nucleus.